GAACCUUACGAUUUUAAGUCCCUCUAGUAACCCAAUGACCAGGUCGGAUCGACCGCCUUUGUAGAUUUACAUUAAAUAUUUUAAUCUUUAUUAUACAAUGAUAUGGGCCACGAGUAAUUAUAUUCAACUUUUUCAAGCGUCUGAGUCUUUAUAUAGAAUACAAAUAAUUAAGGGUGUGUUUUCCAAUACACCGAAACGAAACGUGUGAAAGAAGAAUGUCUUGUUCCUGGCGGGAUAUUUUAAUUGAUUUUCUUCUCUGAGUAAAUCGGUUUUCCUUUUACAAUGGAUUUGUAAUUUCCCCCCGAGAAAUUACAGGAGUUAAAUGGUUUAGAUUUGGGAAAUGCCCAAUAUUCCUUCAAAUAUAUUUAACCUUUGUUUUGUAUGGUGAUCAAUCCAAGGUUUUAUUUACGUUAGCAUCGCACCGAAAUGUACACGAGAUUAACGUAACUUUAAAACACAUACAUAUGCACGAAAUAUUAAAACUUGUCACACGUAUGGGGUUUAAAAACGACUGCAUAUGAAUCAGAGUUAAAAGAAUACGAGUUUAAUAAAAAUAAAGUUCAGAACAAUUGAAAAGUUCUACGGUCAAACCAGCGUUCGUUGUAUUGGUGUAUUAAACACUUAUUUUUUAAGCAGCGGUCAUUAUGGUUUAAAGGCCGAUUGAAAUGUACACGGAUUGAUUUCAGUAAUCGUCUUGAGAGACUUUUAUACUUGACCCUGCAUCUUGUUCUAGAACUUCAACAUGCCACCAAAAGGAUAAAGAUGGAAAACAAGUAUUUCCCAAGGAAAGAUGAAACCGUGUGAAUUGACUUUAAUUUAUAUCGAUGGAUUUGAUUUUUGAUUUGUGUAUUGAGUGUGAAACAAUAGACAAGGUCUCUUUGACAAAGAGGAAUUGUGUUUCUAUCACUUCGUAGUUAAAAUUCCAUUGUUAGUCCCUGUAUGAGAGACGAUUUUUAUCUCCGAUAUGAACGAGAUGCUCUUUAAAUUAUGGCCCGCCAGUCCCUUGACAGACGGGUGUUAGGAAGGAGAGAGAGACCUCUAGCUCUUGUUCGGAAAACUCCAAAGUUUCAGCGACUGAAUGGAUGGGAUCUACCGUAUGAAAAUGAAUCUCUUGAUAUCGUGGCUUGGACAAGUUUACAAACUGCCCUACACUCAAAGAAAGACCGAAAGAAGUCAAAAAUAUCAACAGAAGACUUAACUUACAGACAUGUACCAAACUACCGGUGUUCAGCUCUGGAAAACUCGACAGAGUUCGAAAGACAUAGUCUUCACGCCAGACUCUUCAUAAAAGAGAAGUCUUUGUCGGAGCAGACGAUAGUUAAACCCAUAAGGCGGUCAAAAACUACACUUACACUCACCAAUGUACGCUCAACCAAUACUUUUCAACAGAGAAUUGGUGAAGUGCCAGAGGAAAACUUUCAAGAAACAAAAGCAAAAGAUGACAUUGAUGUUCUUAGCCGAGUUAUUGAAAAAGAGGUGGAAAGAAAAGAUGAAAAUAUUAUAAAACGAAGCAAAAGUGUUCCGGUCCCUUACAUGCCAGAACGACCUGAGAAUGCCCCAUCUUUCCGUCGUUUGUUGUAUUACGCGCGGAAAUAUGGAUCAAACGAUGACGGGGUCUUAGAUGAGGAGGACGAGGGUUAUGGAUCGAAAACCCCGAGUGCUGAGGACAAAGACGUAACAAGCUUGUUUGAUGGUUUUUCAGGGCGACGUUUUCUAGAAAAACCAUUGGACAGUGACGGAAAUGCGGAGAGGAAGUUUGCAAAAUUCUCAUAUACGCAUCAAAUACCAAAGGCAACAUCUCUUUUUGAAGAGUCAGAGGACGAGAAAGCUCGAAAGAAUAGUGAACGUGACGUUAGGUUGUACAAAAAUGGAUACAUAGAAGAGAGAGAUAAAUCCACGGUUAGGAAAAUGUUAAAUAGGUCUCAUACUAGUAUUGGUCAUUAUGAGAGUAGUACGUUUUGUGCUAUUGAGGACUUAAAACCAGCCAUUGUCCUCAGAAAAAUUUCGAUCCAAAACGCACAGGAAGAUAAAGCAUCUUCUAGUGAACAACCAAACAGUCAAACUGAAAAGAAAUCUUUCUAUGAGCCCCAUAAAACUAUAGUGAGACAAAAUUCUUUUGCUCAGAAUCAAAGUGAUAGAGCACAGUACCCGGUGUAUUGCACUAGCCCUGAGUUUAAAUUUGCACAUUUGCCACAGCAAAGGCCGUCAUCGAAAAAACAGCAAAGAGAAAGUAAUCCAUCAUCUAAUGGCAAGAAAAGCAAAAUUGAGUCUGCAAGAAAAUUGAGGACGCCUAAUUUAGACUUGUAUAGGGCUCACACGAGUGUUUGCAUGCCGAUUGGAGACUUGUUACCGGCUGUUGAUAGAAGUCUUCGCAAAGGAAACGCUUCUAAAUCAAAACAAAAUGCUCAAAUUUCACAAUCCAUGCCGGACUCAUUGGACACAAUUUUAUCUGUUCGCAAAUCGUACGAUGAAGUACAGCAAGCGGGUCUAGAUUAUAUAAUGAACAAGCAAAGCAAGGGAAUGGUAACACCCACUUUCCGAAAUUCAAACUCGACGACAAGUUUAGAUUCAUCGACAACCAUCAAAUCAACGUCAGAUAAAGGUGGAAAAGGUCAAUACAAUACACCACCCAGAAUAAGCCUAGAUGACUUUGCAUCAGUUUCCUCCCUUUCCACAUCCAGAGAGGAGGCCAAGCCAAAACAAAACACGACAAACGCUACCAACACCAAGACGAGAGAAGGGGUACCCUCUUUGGCACUAAGCAUGUCGGGUAUUGAUAUUGAAAUAAAACAAGGAAUCCUUGAUAAAAACAUCAAUGCCAUCGGGAAGGUUCGCUUUACCGCCCAUCCCGACAAAGACACGAAAAAGAAACUUCGUGACGCCUUCUCCAGAUUUUACAAUAAACAGCCCUACGGGGCUAGUCCUUCAAACAAAAACUGGACGGAGGAGUUGAAAUUCAUGUGGAACAAAUAACUUCAUCAACGUUAUAAAUGUCUUUCAUUUUUUGAAUCUCGAAUUUAUUUACAUAUUAUAUUUAUAAUUUAUUUUUAGUAUGUAUGAGCGGAAGGCUCAAGAGAGCUUUUUUGAUCACAGUUUGCCUGGCAUUCAUAUUUCAGUCCGUCUGUCUGCAAACGGUUCACAUUUUAAAUUCUUCUUAAGAACUGCUUGGCCAUUUUCAAUCAAACUUAACAAAAACUAUUCUUGGGUAAAGAGGAUUCAAGUUUGUUUAAAUGAAGAUCUACGUCUAUUUCAUGGGGAGAUAAUUACGAAUUAGUUAAAAGCUAAAGACUUUUUUCUUGAAAAUAUUCAACUCAAGAACCACUGGACUAGAAAAUGAAAAAAAACGUGUAAAUUAUCCUAAGAUAGUUACGUCUGUUCAAAUCAAUUUAAUUUCAAUCUUAGAAACCUUCCUGAAUUAGUUACCAAUUUAUUCUUCAUUUAAUAAUGAACAAUUUUAAUACUUGAUAUGAAUCGAUUAUUAAAGAAUAACAAAUCAUCUAAUUGUACCAAUAACCGAUUAUGAAAAAAAAAAACAUAACCCAUAACCAACCAUAAAUUGCGAUCAACGUGAUACAUUAGUAUUCAGAGGGAAAAUCAUUAAAAAAUUCUCAAAAACAGUCACGUCAAUAUAGAAGUGUCCUCGGGUAGUGUAGAAUUACGUUGUUCAUAUCAUUUCCUCUCAAAUCCAGUUUUCCAUUUAAACUUUUCAGUACUGAAUAUAUUUCUGAUUUUUCCCUUUCCAAAGUACUAGCAUUCAAGGCCACGAAAGAUAAAACCUGAUAAAAUUGAAUCAGAUUAUUAAUUCAUUUGAGAAUAUUGCUAGAAAUGACAAAUGUUUGUGAUCGAUAGUUUUCCUAAAGUUAAUAGAGACAUUUUUUUUACACUUUUCUGACCGGCGUCAGACUUUUCAUUCAAAGUAUAAAAAAUCAGGAUUCCGUCUUAAAUGGUAUCUAUCAGGUAUUUUCUGCUCUUUAUAAAUAUAAAAUUUGAUAUUUUUUUCGAUUUGCAAUUUUUUAAGAACUUUAAUUUGAUGAAACCAUGAUCCAUUUUUUGUAUGAUGACAAUAUUGGUGCUACUGUAGGGUAUCCACAUCUCGCUUUGAUCGCCAUCGUUUAGAAAUACAAUGUAGAUGAGCACA
Saccostrea cuccullata (small rock oyster) is the source of this 4138-nucleotide messenger RNA. RefSeq lists its product as uncharacterized. Bases 988 to 2973 code for a protein of 661 amino acids. Lineage: Eukaryota; Metazoa; Mollusca; Bivalvia; Ostreida; Ostreidae. The transcript is spliced from 8 exons. The record is from RefSeq and is a predicted model, not a curated record.